CGCAAAUGAUAGGAAGCGCACAUGAUGAUGGUUUUGCUGGGUGAACUCUAUGGGUACCCAAAUCCAGUAAUCCACCCAGCCCCGCGCCUCCAAACAGCGCCUGACCUUUCUGUACGUCACGCAGGAGGCAAAUACCUUCCGAAAGAAUGUUAAAUGUAUUUAAAAGAGCUCUUUUUGAAAGGAGUGCUUACGAGACCGUGUUGAAAUUGAGAUUUGGUUAAGGCAUUGACUGAUUCCCGGACCAUCUCAAUCCGUUGUUAACCCCAAACUCGAGUUCGUACACGUCCCCUUUACUUCCAGGUCAUCCCAGAGGCCGGAGCCGCGACUCUGAUUCUUGUGAGAACCCCAUUGCCCAUUUCAGGGAAGCGCAAGGAAAAUUGACUCGCUGGUGGGACACGAGGGCUGCGGAGCGCGGAGAGGCGAGCCUGCGGACUAGUCCUAGGCCCUACGGUCGCCGGAACUCCUCUUCGGUGUCUUUCUGGGAAACUCUUUGGUGCCAAGAGAGCCUGUUGCUAUCAAUUACUGAAGCCAUAAGGAAAAAUUUUUCAAAAAUUAAAACUUUACCAUAAUGAGGUGUUGCCACAUCUGCAAGCUCCCAGGAAGAGUGAUGGGAAUUCGCCUGCUUCGUCUGUCUUUGGUGGUCAUCCUUGUGUUACUGCUGGUAGCUGGGGCUUUAACCACUUUACUCCCUAAUAUCAAAGAAGACAAGAUGCUCACUUUGCGUAGGGAAAUAAAAUCUCAGGGCAAGCCCACCCAGGAUUCCUUUACUCUCAUAAUGCAGACAUACAACAGAACAGAUCUCUUAUUGAGACUUUUAAAUCAUUAUCAGGCAGUACCAUAUCUGCACAAAGUGAUUGUGGUAUGGAACAAUGUUGGGGAGAAGGGACCAGAGGAGUUAUGGAACUCCCUAGGGCCUCACCCUGUCCCUGUGAACUUCAAAGCACAGACCACAAACAGGAUGAGAAAUCGACUCCAGGUCUUUCCUGAACUGGAAACCAAAGCGGUGUUAAUGGUAGAUGAUGACUUGCUAAUUAGCGCCCAGGACCUUGUUUUCGCUUUUUCUGUGUGGCAGCAAUUUCCUGAUCAAAUUGUAGGAUUUGUUCCCAGAAAGCAUGUGUCUACCUCCUCUGGUAUCUACAGCUAUGGAGGUUUUGAACUGCAGACACCAGGGUUUGGAAAUGGUGAUCAUUACUCCCUGGUCCUGAUUGGAGCCUCAUUCUUCCACAGCAAAUACCUGGAACUCUUUCAGAGGCAGCCUGCAACUGUCCAUGCUUUGUUAGACGAGACGCAGAACUGUGAUGACAUUGCCAUGAAUUUUAUCAUCGCCAAGCACACUGGGAAGACGUCAGGGGUAUUUGUGAAACCUGUAAACAUAGCCAAUUUAGAAAAGGAAACUACCGGUGGCUAUUCUGGAAUGUGGCAUCGAGCUGAGCACUUUCUGCAGAGGUCUUAUUGUAUAAACAAGCUUGUUAACAUCUACGACAGCAUGCCCUUAAAAUACUCCAACAUUAUGAUUUCUCAGUUUGGUUUUCCAUACGCCAAUCACAAAAGUAAAAUGUGAAAGUGAAGCAGACACAAAAACAAACCUCAGAACUGCUUGUUAUUUGAGUAGCUUCUUCGUGCUCUGGUUGGUCUUUUUAUUUAUUUAUUUUUAAGCAACAUCACGAACUUUUUUUCUACUCUAGAAGUCUCUACAAAGGGGAAGAAUGCAUGGGGCUUCUAGGAUGUACAAUUUACAUGUGCUUCAAAACCCAAGAAGCUGAUAUUAUCCAGAUAGGUCUUGUGAUAAGUCUUCAUUCAUGGAUAUAAUUCCUUGGUCAACAAUUUUAUUGUUUACAUGCUCAGACUGUUCGACAGUUUGUUUUAAAUUGAAGUUGAUUUACAGUGUCGUGAUAAUGCUCUACAAUUUUGUUUUUUGACUCCUGGCACUUUUCUUAAGGACCUUUAGCAAGCCGUUUCCAGGAUCAAAAUCUCCAGAGAAGUAUUUCUCAGCUUUUUCAUUCAAGGAUGAUUAUUUUCAUCUGAAGCCUGAAAUGCCUCUUUCUCAAAAGACUGUGGUGUAGGGUAAAGCCAUGUGAGGGGAGAAUAGUCUCAAUCCCGUAUAAAAACAAGUGGAGAUUUUGUGACUAUCAGGGUUUCUCUUCUGGUUCUUCCAACCAGCCCUUUCCAGGACUAGCUCGUCCCAGCAUGGUUUUGAGGCAACCAUCAGCGCUUUCUGUGGUUAAGUCUGUUGUGACUGGUUGGGUUAAUUUUAGUAGCUGAAUGAUGUCUAGUCGUUUGCUUGACUUUUCUGAACAUUUACUGCAUGGAUCACAUAAAAGUGCAGCCUGUAUUUCUUAUAUGCAACUUCUAUGCAGCAAGGAGUUAAUGUGUUACUAGAUUCAGGUCCUACAUUUUGGCACUGAAUCUGACCUUGAGAUUGUACAUUAACUUCUAGAUUUUAUAUAAAAGAUGUAUUGUUUAAGAAACAUGCGUAAAGUAACUCUUCUGACAGAGUGAUUCAGUAAGACCAGGCAGAAAUUAAAACCCUUACUAUCUGAUGAUCUUUAUUGUUAUAAAAGCAUCAGUUAUCUCAUGGAUACUAAAAUGUUGUGUGUGUUACACACAAAGUCAGUCUCUUGGAUUCUGAAUUCCCCCUCCGAGCCCCUGCUGCCAAAAGAUUCAGAGAUCAUGAUGAAAUUUGAAUUACAUAGAUGUAGAAAAAAAUAAAAGACCUGAGUCAUAGCAGAGAAAUUCCACAGGGAGCCUGCAUCAGUUCAUUAUUAAGUUGCCCACUCUCUGUUACAUGAAUUAGUAUCUGUUCCACACUGUGUUUGGUCCUUAAUUCACUACUGGUGGAAAGGAAUACUUAAUUAAGCUUCUUUCUACCACAUUCUCCUCUUCUUAUUCCCCCUCCUUCUCCCAUAUUCCAUAAUGGUCUCAAAAUGGCACAGCUAUGAAAAUAAUUGUGGUUAACGUUCCAACAAUGAGAUCUCUUGUACAGUUAGCUCAGUGUAUAUUGUUCCUUUCCAUGGGCAUGUGUAUGUGUGUUAAUGCCAUCUGAGAAAACCAGUAGAACUUGAAGGCUCACUAAAAGUCUAUAGUGUUAAUUAUCUGCUUUGUCAAACCUUGGUAGUGAUUUUUUUUUUUUUUUGCCUCUUGAGAUUGACAGAUAAAUAAAAUAAACUUUUA
Molecule: messenger RNA, 3171 nt
Organism: Dama dama (fallow deer)
Lineage: Eukaryota; Metazoa; Chordata; Mammalia; Artiodactyla; Cervidae
Gene: EXTL2
Product: exostosin like glycosyltransferase 2
Exons: 5
Coding region: 569-1561 (330 amino acids)
Cellular component (GO): membrane
Molecular function (GO): glycosyltransferase activity
Source: RefSeq, a predicted model, not a curated record